AUGAACGCUAUCUACAAUCAUGGAGUCAAGCAGAAGAACCAAUUGCAGGUAGAUUUAGGGAAAUUUGAGAAAGAUCCUUACACUUCUCCGAUCUCGCUUCAGGGCUCCAUUUCAGCUACUUUGGUCUCCUUCGAAAGAACCAUUGAACAAUAUAAGGAUCAAUUCAAAAAGUAUCAGACAAACAACCUAGAUGGCAGUGAAACUGAAAAUGUGAAAUAUCAAAAUCGAUUAGAUUCUUUGGUUUCAGCACACAAGGAUUUUGCAGUUAAGUUUGCAGAGCUUAAAGAGCAGUAUAACAAGUCAGAUGCGCGUUCCCUGCUAUUUAGUGGUAGUGAUGCGUACAAAGUGGAUGGCGAAUCCGUGGUAAAUAAGCGCAGUGUUCCACAGGUAAAUUCUGCAAGCCCUCGUGCUUCAUUUGAUCAUAGAGCUGGUUUGCCGUUGUACAAUGGUCUUCAAAAAGAGCAAUCGAUAUUCCAACGUGGUAACGCCCAACUGGAUUUGAUCUUGGAAAUGGGGCACCAGUCUCUCGAUGAUUUGGUAGAACAGAAUCAAAUACUGAGGAAGGUGCAGGACCGCAUGUCUAGCAGUCUGAGGACCCUUGGUGUCUCUGAGGGCACUAUUCAAAUGAUAAACAGACGGGCGUUUAAGGACAAGCUAAUAUUUUGGUUUGCUUUUAUCCUGAUGCUGAUAGGUUUCUACUUCGUGUUCAAAUGGCUUCGUUAA
Molecule: messenger RNA, 723 nt
Organism: Torulaspora delbrueckii
Lineage: Eukaryota; Fungi; Ascomycota; Saccharomycetes; Saccharomycetales; Saccharomycetaceae
Gene: BOS1
Product: Bos1p
Exons: 2
Coding region: 1-723 (240 amino acids)
Biological process (GO): vesicle fusion; endoplasmic reticulum to Golgi vesicle-mediated transport
Cellular component (GO): late endosome membrane; endoplasmic reticulum membrane; ER to Golgi transport vesicle membrane
Molecular function (GO): SNAP receptor activity; SNARE binding
Source: RefSeq, a predicted model, not a curated record